Lotus japonicus is the source of this 1810-nucleotide messenger RNA. RefSeq lists its product as uncharacterized. Bases 149 to 1681 code for a protein of 510 amino acids. The transcript has a single exon. The record is from RefSeq and is a predicted model, not a curated record. NCBI's taxonomy places the organism in Eukaryota, Viridiplantae, Streptophyta, Magnoliopsida, Fabales, Fabaceae.
AGGAUGCUAAACCCACGCUACCUCUAACCACAAGUUAUCUAUUUUAUCCAUUAUUGCGAUGUAGUAGAACACUAACUAGUUUUGACUUUUGAAUUUUAUCCAUAACUAGCUAGCUGCCACCCCAUACCGACCAAUUGCUGAUGAAUUGAUGAGUACCGCUCUGUUGAAAUUCAUAUUCAAAGAGGAAGAGAGUGGUUAUACCCCGGUUCAGAUAUCUCAUAGGAAUUACAUCUUUAAGCUUUCUAGAGUCUUCAAACACAAUUCUGAACUCAUUUGGAAGAUGAGUUCCCCUGCAGUUCGAAGCGUUUCAGAAUGUUUCAUCAAGCCCUUACACCCCACUGAAGAAUCAAACCAAAUCUGUCACUUAACAUCCUGGGAUAUAAGUAUGUUAUGCUUUCAUUACAUCCAGAAGGGUCUCCUGUUCAAGAAGCCAGCACCACCAGAAAACCAACAAGAUUUCAUUGAGAAUCUGCUGAAAAAGCUCAAGCAUUCCCUUUCAAUUGCCCUCUUCCAUUUCUAUCCAUUGGCUGGUCGCCUUGUUACUCACAAAACUCAAGACCCUCAUCACCCCUCAUAUUCAAUUUCUGUUGAUUGCAGCAGCAACAAUCCCGGAGCUAAAUUCAUCCAUGCAACCUUGGACAUGACCAUAUCCGAAAUCCUCUCUCCAGUUGAUGUUCCACUCAUUGUGCAGUCAUUAUUUGACCUCAACAGAGCAUUGAACCAUGAUGGUCACACCGUGCCGUUGCUCUCCAUCCAAGUCACUGAAUUGGUAGAUGGCGUUUUCAUUGGUUGUUCCAUGAACCACAGUAUUGUAGAUGGCACUUCUUAUUGGAAUUUCUUCAAUACAUGGUCUGAGAUCUUUCAGGCUCAAGCUCAAAUAACACAAGGGCUUCAAUGUAAAGAUGAUGAUAUUCUAAUUUCACACCACCCAAUUCACAAUCGCUGGUUUCCACAAGGUUGUGAUCCACCUAUUAACCUUCCCUUCAAACACCACAACGAGUUAAUCACUAGAUUUGAAUCACCAGAGCUCAGAGAGAGAGUCUUCCAUUUUUCAGCAGAGUCUAUUGCAAAACUGAAAGCAAAGGCCAACUCAGAAUCAAACAGCACCAAAAUCUCAUCAUUCCAAUCCUUAUCGGCACAUGUUUGGAGAUCCAUCACUCGCGCCCGAGGACUAAAACAUGAUGAUGAAACCAAUUGCAGGUUAGCCUUAAACAACAGAUUAAGAAUGGAACCUCCUCUGCCACGAGAGUACUUUGGGAACUCAAUCGAUAUAGUGAAUGCAAGGGCAGGUGCAGGGGAAUUGCUUGAGAACGGUCUUGGAUGGGCUGCGUGGAAGUUGCAUCUUGCUGUUGCUAAUCAUGAUGACAGAGCGGUGAGGCAGAAGGUGAAGCAGUGGCUAGAAUCUCCUGUUGUGUACCAGCUUGGUCUUCACUUUGAACCUUACAGUGUGACAAUGUCGAGUUCACCGAGGUUCAACAUGUAUGGGAAUGAAUUUGGAAUGGGCAAAGCUGUGGCGGUUCUGAGUGGGUAUGCUAAUAAGUUUGAUGGGAAUGUGACUGGAUAUGAAGGAUGUGAAGGAGGAGGAAGCAUUGAUUUGGCAUUGACCAUUUCACCUGGAGCAAUGAGGGCGCUGGAAUUAGACGAGGAGUUCAUGCAGGCUGUUUCUGCUCGUUCGCUAUGAUUCCUGUUUUAGUACCUGUUUGGAUGCAAAUCAAAUCGAAGUGUAUUUUUCUUGUAGAUAAACUCCAAUAACUCAAUAUCAAAAGAGGCUCUUACUUUGGUAAUAUGGCAAUGACAUCUACUUGACCCA